CACGGGGGCGAUGCCGCCACGGCCCCGAGGCCUAGGCGGGGCCGGGGGUGCGCAGGGGCCGCCGGCGGAGCAGGGCGGAGGGAGUGGCCAGCGGCCGUGCCCAGAUUAAGCUGCGGCGCGCCGGGCUUCGGCACUCCGGCUGCCCCGCUCGCUCCGCGCUCCCGCCGCCGGGCCACUCGCCGCUUUCCGCUCCCGAACCCGCCUCCAACUUGCCGCCCGACUCGCUGAAGAGGCAGCUGGGUCACGCGUGUACUGCGGCGCAGGGGAGCCGGGAGGUGGGCACCGCGCCGGCGGGCGACCAGGGCGGCUCCCGGCGCUGCCGGCGUCCCCGCGAGACUUUAAAACCCCAGAUGUAGACAAGCAAGAGUCUCCUGGGAGAGAAGAGAAAACUGACAGAAUUUUUUUUAAGUAUCAAGACUUAUCUGUGAAGUAGUGGUGUGCAUGGCGCUAAUGAGGUGCUCUUUCCGGUGCAUGAAGCCCUUGGCCACAGGUCCAUGGUCACUUAUGCUUAUUCUCUUUUCUGCACACCAUGCAUAUGUGAGUGGAAAGAAGUUGACUGGUCCUUGUGGAGGAAGAGCUUGCUCAUUCUGCCAGUGCUUUCCUGAAAAAGGGUCUCAGGGUCAGCCGGGACCACCAGGGCCACAGGGUCCCAUUGGACCCCUGGGGCUGCCAGGCCCCAUUGGAAUUCCAGGAGAGAAAGGGAUGAGAGGUGCCAGUGGCCCACCUGGAGCAGCGGGGGACAAGGGUGACAAGGGUCCUACUGGUGUUCCUGGAUUUCCAGGUUUGGAUGGGAUACCUGGGCACCCAGGACCUCCUGGCUCCAGAGGCAGACCUGGCAUGAAUGGCUACAAUGGCUCAAGAGGUGAUCCGGGUUUUCCAGGAGAAAGAGGAGCUCCUGGCCCAGGAGGCCCCCCAGGCCUUCCUGGGGAAAACGGAGAAAAAGGAGAUUCAGUGUUCAUUUCAGGUGCCAUUAAAGGUAUACAGGGUGACAGAGGGGACCCAGGACCUCCCGGCUUACCAGGACCUAGGGGUGCCAGAGGACCGGCGGGCCCAGUGGGCUCUCCAGGGGAGCCGGGGUUGGCAGGAACUCCGGGCCAUCCUGGGAGUCCGGGUCUGAAGGGUAAUCCUGGUGUGGGAGUAAAGGGGCAAAUGGGAGACCUGGGUGAGGUUGGCCAGCAAGGUUCUCCUGGACCCACCUUAUUAGUACAGCCACCAGAUUCUUCUCUGUAUAAAGGAGAAAAGGGUCUAAAAGGAAUGCCUGGUAUAAUUGGACCUCCAGGACUGCCAGGACCUAAGGGAGAACCUGGUAUUGGGACAAAAGGAGAGAAAGGUGUGCCUGGGUUCCCAGGGCCUCGGGGUGACCCUGGUUCCUAUGGAUCUCCAGGUUUUCCAGGAUUAAAGGGAGAAUCAGGACUGUUUGGAGAUCCUGGACCAUUUGGAUUUCUCGGCCCAAAGGGCGACCCUGGAGACCGCGGGUACCCAGGACCACCGGGUGUUUUGGCAACUCCGUCUCUCCCACUCAGAGGCCCUCCGGGGGAUCCAGGGCUCCCUGGCCGCUAUGGAGAAAUGGGGGUGGUUGGACCCCCUGGCCCCCCUGGCCCCCCAGGGGCACCAGGGGAAACCUGUGCAGGCAUGAUGGGACCCCCUGGGCCAAGAGGGUUUCCUGGUCACCCAGGACCCCCAGGGGCAGCCGGUAUUCCUGGGAGAGCUGAUUCUGCUCCGGGAAAACCUGGGAAUCCGGGACCACCAGGGUUGCCUGGAGCUCCAGGGCUGCAGGGCCCCCCGGGAUCAGAUGUUAUCUAUUGCAGAAUUGGGCACCCUGGACCACAAGGAAUAAAAGGCAUAGCGGGUCCUCCAGGAAGCAGAGGCUCAAAAGGAAAAAAAGGCAAGUAUACAUCAAAGGUACAAGUUCUAGAGGACAAUAACAUAUGCGAGAUUGGGAGGCAUGGAAAACCUGGUGCCUCAGGACCACCUGGCAGCAAAGGAGAAAAGGGUGACAUGGUUGUAUCGAGAGUUAAAGGGCACAAAGGAGAAAGAGGUCCUGAUGGCCCCCCAGGAUUUCCAGGGCAAGGGGGACAACAUGGUCGAGAUGGACAUGCUGGAGAAAAAGGGGAUCCAGGACCCCCAGGGGAUCAUGAAGAUGCAGACCCAGGUGAUAAAGGGUCUCCUGGGCCUCCAGGUCCUCCUGGCAGAGCAGGACAUAGGGGGCAUCCAGGUUUGGGAUUCCCUGGUCCCCCAGGACAGAGAGGGCAACCAGGAGCUCCAGGCCGUCCGGGUGAGAGGGGCCCUAUGGGCUUGAAGGGCCCAAAAGGUGAUACAAUUCCUUGUAAUAUUACCCAUCCUGGGAGACCAGGCCCUCCAGGUUUUGAUGGACCACCAGGUCCAAAGGGAUUUCCAGGUCCUCGGGGCAUUCCGGGAUGGAGGUGUUUGGAUGGGCAAAAAGGUCGGCGUGGCAAGCCAGGAGUAUCAGAAAUGCCCGGUCCACCAGGUUUUCGUGGUGCCACGGGAGACCCAGGUUUUGGUGGUGAAAAGGGGUCCUCCCCUGCUGGGCCCCCAGGCUCUCCUGGGUCACCGGGAGUGAAUGGUCCAAAAGGGCUCCCAGGAGAUCCUGCUUACGGCCACCCAGGACCCCCAGGAAUGAGGGGUCUCUCCGGAGUGCCGGGGUUGAAAGGACUCAGAGGUGACCCAGGACGUCCGGGGGCUGCAGGGCCAACGGGCAUGCCCGGAUUCCCCGGCCUCAGAGGUGCCAAAGGCAGAGAGGGAAGUGCCGGGUUUCCAGGUAUCCCAGGUCCGCCUGGCCAUUCCUGUGGAAGAGGCGCUGCCGGGAUACCAGGGCAGCCGGGUCUGCCUGGGGCUCCAGGCAGUCCAGGUGCCCCAGGUUGGAAAGGACAGCCAGGAGACGUGGGGCCCCCUGGACCAGCUGGAAUGAAGGGCCUCCCUGGAGUCCCGGGACAGCCAGGGGCUGACGGAGCCCCAGGGCCCCCAGGAGUCCCAGGCCCCUUGGGGGAUGAGGGACUUCCUGGUCUUCCAGGCCCAAAGGGACCCCAAGGACUGCCUGGCUUCCCAGGUUUUCCAGGAGAGAGAGGAAAGCCUGGCCCAGAGGGACACCCUGGCAGAAAGGGAGAACCCGGCGAGAAGGGGUGGCCUGGCUUCCUGGGAGACCAGGGAGUGAGGGGCGCCAAAGGAGCACAAGGACCCCCAGGAGAUGAAGGAGAAAUGACCAUAAUUUCCCCAAAGGGGAGAACUGGGGAACCCGGACCUCCUGGAGAUGGUGGAUUCCCAGGAGAAGGAGGUGAUAAAGGCCAUCCUGGGAUCCAAGGGAGAGGAGGAGAGCCUGGAAGACACGGACUACCUGGAUUCCACAGAGGGGAGCCCGGCAGUCCUGGGCAGCCGGGGAUUCCCGGCCUCCCGGGCCCUCCAGGCUCAGCCGGGCUGAGAGGGACCAUUGGUUUUCCUGGAUUUCCAGGUGGCCAGGGUGAGCCGGGUUCUCCAGGGCAUCCUGGACUUCCUGGAAUUGAUGGAACAAGAGGACCUAAAGGAAACAAAGGUGAUCCUGCAAGUCAGUUCGGCCUACCUGGCCCAAAGGGUGAGCCAGGUAGCCCUGGAUGUCCAGGACAUUUCGGAGUGCCUGGAGAGCAGGGCUUGCCUGGCGCUCAAGGGCCCAGAGGACCACCUGGGAUGCCGGGUCUGCCUGGCUCCUCUGGACCACCUGGGUGUCCAGGUCAUCAAGGGGUUCCUGGGCCGAAAGGACAUCCAGGAGAAAUGGGGGAUCCUGGCCCAAGAGGCCUCAUGGGAGAUCCAGGCACACCAGGUCUUCCAGGAAUAAAGGGUCCUUCUGGAUUGCCCGGCCUGAAUGGUUUGCAUGGUUUAAAGGGUCAGAAAGGAACCAAAGGCACUUCAGGUUUGCAUGAAAUGGGCCCACCUGGUCCAAUAGGAACGCCAGGGCUGAAAGGGGAGACAGGAGCCCCUGGGAGCCCCGGAAUUUCUCCUCCAGGCCUUUCUGGAGGAAGAGGUCCCCCAGGUCCCCCAGGGAGACCUGGGCCACCUGGUCCUGCAGGUGCCACAGGAAGAGCUCCUAAGGGUGACAUUCCUGACCCUGGUCCACCUGGAGAUCGGGGUCCUCCUGGCCCUGAAGGUCCAAGAGGAACCCCUGGACCCCGAGGGUCUCCUGGCAGUGCUGACCUUCUGAAAGGGGAGCCAGGUGAGGGCGGUCUGCCAGGGCCUCCAGGUCCCAUGGGCCCACCAGGCCUUCCAGGACACAAAGGCUUCCCAGGAUGUGAUGGAAAAGACGGGCAGAAAGGACCAAUGGGAUUCCCGGGGCCACAGGGGCCACCUGGACUUCCUGGGCCACCUGGAGAGAAGGGUUUACCUGGAAUUCCAGGCAUUCGAGGGCCCACUGGUCCUCCAGGUUCCAGAGGCGAACCUGGGCCACCUGCAGAUGUGGAUGACUGUCCUCGAAUCCCAGGGCUUCCUGGGGUCCCAGGCUCAAGAGGACCAGAAGGAGCCAUGGGGCCCCCUGGCACCAGGGGCCCCCCAGGACCAGGGUGCAAAGGAGAGCCUGGGCUGGAUGGCAGGAGGGGCGAGGAUGGCAUUCCAGGGUCUCCCGGGCCUCCCGGACACGAAGGUGACACAGGAGAAGCCGGCUGCCCCGGAGCACCAGGCCCUCCUGGGCCCACUGGAGAUCCUGGGCCCAAAGGGUUUGGCCCUGGAUAUCUCAGUGGCUUCCUCCUGGUUCUGCACAGUCAGACAGAUGGGGAGCCUGCAUGCCCCCUGGGCAUGCCCCGGCUCUGGACGGGCUAUAGUCUGCUCUACGUGGAAGGACAGGAGAAAGCUCACAAUCAAGACCUUGGGCUGGCAGGGUCUUGCCUUCCCGUGUUCAGCACACUGCCCUUCGCCUAUUGCAACAUCCACCAAGUGUGCCACUAUGCCCGGAGAAAUGACAGAUCCUACUGGCUGGCCAGCGCCGCACCGCUGCCCAUGAUGCCGCUCUCGGAGGAGGAGAUCCGCCCGUACAUCAGCCGCUGCGCCGUGUGCGAGGCGCAGGCCCAGGCAGCAGCGGUGCACAGCCAGGACCAGUCCGUCCCGCCAUGCCCGCGGGGCUGGAGGAGCCUCUGGAUCGGGUACUCAUUCCUCAUGCACACAGGAGCUGGGGGCCAAGGAGGAGGGCAGGCCCUCAUGUCACCCGGCAGCUGCCUGGAGGACUUCCGAGCAUCGCCCUUCCUGGAAUGCCAAGGCCGGCAGGGAACUUGUCACUUCUUUGCAAAUGAGUACAGCUUCUGGCUGACAGCGGUGACACCUGACUUGCAGUUUUCCUCAGCACCAUCACCAGACGUCUUAAAAGAAAGCCAGGCCCAGCGCCAGAAGAUCAGCAGGUGCCAGGUCUGCAUGAAGUAUAGCUAGGGAACCCAUGACCUGCCGACAUGUCACCAAGAGAAACUUCCUAGGGGUGAAGAUGUCCAGGCUGCGCUCAGAGGUCCAAUGUGCUUGCUUCAGACUCUGUUUCCUUCUGUCUGGAUGUGGCUGUCCCUAUAGGACCGUAGGAAAUUCCUCCCUCUGCUGGGGACAGGCUAAGCCAAUGCUACCCAUAAGGAUUUCUUUGGAUUUACAGUCUACAUCAAUCCCAGAUACCCAGAUAUGCUUGUUUUUGAGGAUAAUGGAAGAGCUGGCUUUAUUUAAAAAUGUGCUGAUUCACAGGAAGGCAAAUAUAAGGUAAAGGCCAGAUUAUAAGUUACUGUACUGAAAUCUUCAUUCAUUGGUUAAUAACACCUCAAACAAUUGAAUUACUCUAUAAUAUAGUAGGCUUCUGGAUGGAUUUUACAAAGAAAAAUAAAUAGACCAACACAUGAAACUAGAAAAUAGAAAUUUCUAACAUUUCAAAAUGAUUUUCUCUGUCAUCUAUUCUUCCAUGCACUUUGAAUAAUUGUAAAACCAUGACCCAAGGAGAUUUAAAAGAAACCCACACAGCCAGCAUUAACAGUUCCUUUCAAAGCUGAAUGAGUCAUUAUGCCAGGAAGGACCCCAGUCGCUGUGUUCCAGAGACGGGACAUUAGCAUAAACACAGCACAGAUGAACAUAAAGCAUGUUCUCGUCUGCGUAUUUCAGAGAAUAGAAGUGCCUGCUUUGGCAACCCUUUUGAAAAGCAGCAAUUAUGGAAAAAAUAUAUUCAAUAAGGGAUUAAGAGCCUAAAAGCUAUUAAUGAAUAUUAAGGCAGUGAUUCACAAAAAUUGACUCCCCAUUGCAGUGAACUUCCAUACACACCGCUUCUGCCCAGCCGGGGGCCAGCUCGUCUCUGCUGCGCGCCUGCUAACGGGACUGAAGCCACAUGGGGCUCACUCAGCCGGCAGAGGUUCAGACAAAGCACCUUCCUCCCCUCCCCAGGAGUGCCUACCAAGGAAGCCAUGGCACUAUUUUAAAUGAAACAAAAACAACCUCCAAUUUGAAUUUUAUGUGCCCGCUACUGGUUUUACAGGAGCAUCCUGUGUUUCCAAUUUUAAAAACAUUGUUAUAUUUUCUGUCUGUAUUAUACCAGUGCAGCAGUUUGACAUCUGACAUUAGUAUUUUUUAUGAAAGAGUAGAAGUAAUUUAUUGUGAAAUAGUUUUCAUAGCAAAGGAUAUGCUUUUUAUUUUGGCAGAUUCGGUGGUCUAAUCCUAAAAAUCAAAAACCUUGUUGGAAAAAAAUGUUAGGGAACUUGCCUACCUUAUUUAAAAAAAUGUCAUGUUAGAAAUUAGAUACAUUUCUCAUGAGUGACCCUCAUUUUAGUACUUAGUUUCAAUGCACUUAAAAAUAAUUAAGAAAAAAACUCAACUAAAACCUUGUUUGUAAAUGUCUUCCUUGCCAAACAUUGCUUAGGAAUGAGCUCUUAUAUGUAGAACGUGUUUCAAGUGAGUCUUGCUAUGGGGCUGCCCUCAGAAUAGCAAUUUAUUUGCUUUUCAGUAAAAAGAGAAAUACACAUUUUAAGAUGAAAAAUAUUUUCUUGAUGUGGCAGAAUACUUCAUAGCUCAUUUGACCCACUUAAUGGUUUUCUUAAAUAAUGCUCUGGCAUGUCAAAUAUUUUUGAGCACCUGAAAUUUAAGCCAAUUUCAACUUUAUUUAUGAUUACAAUUUGCUGUUUCCCAAAACUUUGUCAUGUGUCACCAAAUGUCAAGGCUUCUAAAAUUUCGUCUUGUCCAUUCAUGAAUUUGGUCAGAGAACAUUUUCUGGGAAGCAAUAAUGGUGAUAGAUCAAAUAUAGGGAACAAAUCUUGCUUCCUAUAGUAUCUUAAACACUUUCAUUUUGGUGUUAGAAUAUCUUAAUAAGCUUGCCAAAUAAACUUUAACAGGCUGAACCAAGUGGGGAGUUUAUGCCACAGGGAACCUGAAAUAGUAUAAGGAACUUCUCAAAAUACUGGCAUCACCAGAGAGCUCUGUAAAUGCCACACAAAUAUUGCCUUCUGAUGUCAAAAAUUAUUUAAAUGGUUUAACGGGAUAAACAAUGGAAAACAUAACUUCUGGGAUUAGAAGACCAUAUUAUUUUAAGCCAUUGUUUUCUUCACCUGAUUUUAAAUCAGUGUGCCUCAAAAUAUCCCUUCUCUGUGAAGGAUACAGAAAGUUUUAACAUUUCUCAUCCAUCGCUGGUGGUCAUGCUUACCAAAUCUCCUUCCCAAGAUCUGCUCCUCCACCUCCUCGGUGGGCUGCCUCUGUGCCCCGUGGGGAUUGCUCUGGGUCAUGUGUGGGGAACGGGCUGUCUCCUUCGGGCUCUCAUUCCUGGCAAGUGGAUCCCUGGCCAGUAAGGUAUCCAGGCCUCCUCCAUGCUGUGAGUGGGGCCCAUUUCUUCUCCCUGCCUCCUAUUUUGCUUAUAAUUCUUCAAUGGCUCCACUGCCUGCAACAUACAAAUGACCUCCCCUGGUGGGGAGGCCCGCAGGACUGUCCUCUGCUCGCCUGUGUGCUUAUCCCCGAGGCGCGUUCCUGUCUCUGGGACUCCCUUCCGCUGCUCCCAGCACCGUCAAUGGGCCUGCCCGCCCUCAUGCUCCCCGACUGCGCCUGCAACGUCUCAUCUCACGUGAUCCUUCCUUUGGCUGGAAUGUGAGCCCCUUGCGGGCGGGGCCAUGCUUUACUCAUUCUGUAUGCGCGGUGCCUACACAUAUCGUUGCGCACAUUAUUAACACUGAAUUGCGUUGUCAAUGACAGUUCAAUACAUGUCACGAGGCAUUGGGUGUUCAGCCCUGCAUACAGGAUUCUCACGGGCAAAAUGGUAACAAGUAUAAACCAUUUCUUAUUUCUAAAUAUUUGAAUGUGAACAUAGAUCUGCACACCAUCUCCUCUUCUAAUUAUUGACAGAAAGCCGAUUGAUCGCUUUAACCAUCACUCCCUCCUGAAAAUUAGCUUACUUCUCCAUAAACUGAAAUUUCAGAAAUGGGAAGAUUUUUGAGAGAUUUGGCUGAGAGAAGACGCUUCAUUGAUGUGUGACACAACUUCAUUCAUGCUGUACCUCUCUUCCCUCAUGAUAUAAGGGCUUCCUGGUACAGGAGCUGCCCCGCCAAGUUUGUACACAGCAGUGGUGCUUAGGAAAUAGCCAAUGAAAUGGUCCACUUGACUGGAUUUUACCAACGAUUUUAUUCUGAGCCUCUUCUAGUUAGUAAUAAAGCAAAUUAUUCUGUUCAUUCCAGAAAAUUACAUGAUCUGUGGCUCUAUCAGCUUAGCAGACUAAUUUGAUGAUUGUCAUUUUAAUUUGGUAUGGCUGCAAGAAGAGUGGGAAAUGUGUACUUUAUGAAGUUGGUCAGUCCCCCAGGUUUGAAUCUGACUCUGUCACCGCCCAGCUGUGUCACCCUGGGCGAUAUACACCCACUCACUAAGCUGUACUUUCCUCAUUUAUAUGUUAGGACACAACACCUCCUCCUGCACUGAGAAUCAAGUUAGAUUGUAUGUCUAGCACAUAGCAGUCAUUGUGCAUUUAUUAUAGUUACAUCUUCUAUUUAAAACAAACCAUUUAAUAUGAAAAAUAUUUCUUGGGCUCUUUCCAUAGUAGAAUGAUAUUAUGAUUCUUACAGGGCAUGUAAAUUACAGAUUGGAAUUAUUUAUGCCUGGCCAAUUCAUAAUGUCUUUGGGAAUGCUCUUUGAUUUCAAUUCUCAAAGUUACUGUAUAGCACACAUAAAAAAAAAA
Manis javanica (Malayan pangolin) is the source of this 9139-nucleotide messenger RNA. The record is from RefSeq and is a predicted model, not a curated record. NCBI's taxonomy places the organism in Eukaryota, Metazoa, Chordata, Mammalia, Pholidota, Manidae.